Messenger RNA from Spodoptera frugiperda (fall armyworm), 1248 nucleotides. RefSeq lists its product as uncharacterized. The record is from RefSeq and is a predicted model, not a curated record. Gene Ontology annotation, biological process: mitotic intra-S DNA damage checkpoint signaling; replication fork processing; double-strand break repair. Gene Ontology annotation, cellular component: nucleus; Holliday junction resolvase complex. NCBI's taxonomy places the organism in Eukaryota, Metazoa, Arthropoda, Insecta, Lepidoptera, Noctuidae. Bases 60 to 1226 code for a protein of 388 amino acids. The transcript has 9 exons.
GUUUGGUAAAAAAAUCACAACAAACAACAACGAUUUAGAAUAUUAAGUUAUAAAGUAAAAUGUCUGGCUUAGUGGUUACUCUAAGUUCUUCAGAAGAUGAAGACGUGACGCCUUCGAGUAGUAAACAAAAACAGGAUGUCUUGUAUGAUUAUUUAGAUGUUAUACCUGAAAAUGUGAUAUCCAGGGAACAUAUUUUAUCAGAUGUAGCUAGUAGCAGUAAAAGCUUAACCCAACAAGAGAAGAAGAAGACUAAAGCAUUGGAAAAAGAAGCCAAGAAGAGAAAGCUGCAGGAAGACAAGAAGGACAGGGCGGUUCGCAUUGAGAUGAACAAAGUGUACAAACCUGGGGAAUGUAUGCAGUAUAUCAAUGUGGUGAUCAACGAGAAUUUGUUACGUAAAUGGUACAUGACAAGUGUGGAGCAAGAGGUUACUGCAGCAGGAGCCAACAUUGAGCAACAGUCUGAGGAGCAGGACAUUAUCACCUGGACUAGGAGACUGCCUCUGACACUGGACAAAUACUUUGGGAAGUCAAAAAAGCCAAAUGAGGAGCAGUGUGACCACGCUCUAUGCAUAAUGGAGGUAGACCGUGUGACGCGGCUGGUGCGGGACAACGCUCUCGCCAGGACUAUGAUUGAGUGCAAGGAACGAUUGCAAUGCAAGCUCACGCUAGUCGUCGUACAAGUAGAAGCGUACUUCAAGUCAAAAAGUGGACGAAAGGACAUGAGUAAUAUUGAUUUCGAACUGGCUUUGACAGACGCGAUAGUGACGGCAGACUGUGACGUGGUGACGGUAGAGACGGCGCAGGAGUUGGCGGAGACAAUCGUGCGGUUCACUAAGGCCAUUGCUGAUGCACCCGCCAAAAAAGCGAAACGUGAAAUUGAUGAAUUAUCCAGUUUCUACAUGAGAGGUGUUAACAAGAAUUGCGUUGCUAUUACAAAUAAUGGAGCCGGUGUCUCCCAGCUGUGGCAGCAGAUGUUGGCCGUACUGCCGCAGUCGAGCCUCGACAUCUCUCGGGCAGUCUGCGCCCAGUACAAGUCACCGCUCGCCAUGUAUGAGAGCUUUCAAGAGCCAGAUGCCCUAGAACAGUUAUCAAAUUUAGGCGUGUCCCGUUCAGGCGUGGCCGGGGCUAAGCAACGAAAACUCGGGCGAGAGUUCGCGCUCAAAUUGCACACCCUGUUCACUGCAACAUCGGGAGACGUUAUCGUAGGAGAACAAACUGAUGAAUGAAAUAAAUUAUUUUUGAAGUAAU